AUGAGUAAGGAAAUAACUCUAGAAAUAAAAUGUAACCUGAAAUCAUUCUACUGCAAACGUCGAUUUCCCGUAUCUGAAUGGACAUUGGGAGAUUUUCGGCAGUUUCUCGAACAGUUACUUGACAUUAACAUUGAAGAUAUAAUUAUUCGUCUCCAUUCUCAAGAAUUACGAGCAGACCAAGAUCAUACUUUACUAUCUAAUGUUAAUGGUUUAUGCGAAAAUGAGAUAAUUACAGUCGAUUCGCAUCGUCGUUUUGAUGAUAUCGAUUAUGUGAAUAGAUUACCAGAAAAAUAUCGAAUGUCCGAUGAAGUGUAUGCACAACGGAAAGGAACAUUAAAAGAUUAUCUUCAGCGAAAUAAAUUAGGGAAGUAUAGUGAUCAUUAUUCUUCGUUGGCUUCAUAUUCGAAUAUUAAAAAUAGAAAAGAAUUGAAACUACGUGAAUUAAAUCGUCUAAAAUUGAAACAAAUAGAGAUUGGAAUGCAGAUAGAAGUGAAUGAACCAUCGUUACACAAACGAUACGGUGAAGUUGUUUAUAUUGGUACAUUACGUGGAAUCCGUGAUGAAUUUAUUGGCGUGUUAUUCAGUGAACCUGUUGGUGAUUCAAAUGGAUGUGAUGGAAUCAUCCGAUACUUUGAUGCGAAACGAAAAUAUGCAAGUUUUGUUCGACCUGAAUAUAUUGAAAUUCUUUCAAAUGAUCUCAAUGAGAAUCACGAGUGGAACAGUUAA
Molecule: messenger RNA, 726 nt
Organism: Adineta ricciae
Lineage: Eukaryota; Metazoa; Rotifera; Eurotatoria; Adinetida; Adinetidae
Source: the annotation of a GenBank genome assembly